CCUUCCCCGCCGGGACCCAUCGGUCCGGCCAUGGCCACCAAGAAGGCGGGCUCGCGGCUGGAAACGGAGAUCGAGCGGUGCCGCUCGGAGUGCCAGUGGGAGCGGAUCCCCGAGCUUGUCAAGCAGCUCUCGGCCAAGCUCAUCGCUAACGAUGACAUGGCAGAACUUCUUCUUGGAGAGUCCAAACUGGAACAGUUUUUGAAGGAAAAUGCUCUUAAGCAGAGCAGUAGUCCACGGGGCCCCCGGCCAAAGCUAACUGAGGUCAGGAAGCAUCUAACAGCAGCACUUGAUAGAGGAAACCUAAAGCCAGAAUUCUUACAAGAGGCUAACCUACUUAUGGCCAAAUUGAACUAUGUGGAAGGGGACUACAAGGAAGCUCUGAACACAUAUGCCAGAGUUGGAGUUGAUGAUUUGCAGCUAGCUGCUGUGCCACCAUAUAGGUUACGGAUGAUUGCUGAAGCAUACUCUACUAAAGGUCUCUGUCUUGAGAAGCUGCCAAUUUCUUCUUCAGCUAGCAACCUCCAUGUGGACCGUGAACAAGAAAUUGUUAUGUGCUAUGAGAAAGCUGGGGAUAUUGCUCUUCUGUACCUUCAGGAGAUAGAAAGGAUAAUGAAUGCUAAUAUACAGAACAGAAGCCCUAAGCCAGGGCCUACUACACAUGAACAGGAACUUGGUUUUUUCUUGGAAACAGGACUACAGAGGGCGCAUGUUUUAUAUUUCAAGAAUGGGAACUUGACAAGAGGAGUUGGUAGAUUUAGAGAAUUACUAAGAGCUGUUGAAACAAGAACUACACAAAAUCUGCGAAUGACGAUAGCAAGACAACUGGCUGAAAUUUUGUUACGAGGCAUGUGUGAACAGAGUUAUUGGAAUCCACUGGAAGAUCCUCCUGACCAAUCGCCACUGGAUGAUCCACUUAGGAAAGGUUCAAAUACAAAAAAUUACACACUCAGUAGAAGACCACGGGUAUAUACUGGAGAAAACAUCUUUUGUCCUCAAGAAAAUACAGAAGAAGCCUUACUGUUGCUACUUAUUAGUGAAUCUAUGGCUAACCGUGAUGCUGUUCUAAGCAGAAUACCAGAACACAAAAAUGAUCGUAUCAUCAGUUUGCAAAGUGCAUCUGUAGUAUAUGAUUUGCUUACUAUAGCCUUGGGAAGAAGAGGCCAAUAUGAAAUGCUCUCAGAGUGUUUAGAAAGAGCCAUGAAGUUUGCGUUUGAAGAAUUCCAUCUCUGGUAUCAAUUUGCAUUGUCCUUGAUGGCAGCAGGAAAAUCUGCUCGAGCUGUUAAGGUCUUGAAGGAAUGUAUUCGUUUGAAACCAGAUGAUGCAACUAUUCCUCUCCUUGCUGCAAAGCUCUGUAUGGGAUCUCUCCACUGGUUGGAAGAAGCAGAAAGAUUUGCUGAAACAGUUGUUGAUCUUGGAGACAAAACGUCUGAGUUCAAAGCAAAAGGAUACUUGGCACUAGGAUUGACGUACAGUCUGCAGGCUACUGAUGCAUCUUUGCGAGGGAUGCAAGAGGUCUUGCAGAGAAAGGCUCUUCUUGCAUUUCAGAGGGCUCACAGUUUGUCUCCAACAGAUCAUCUGGCAGCGUUUUACUUGGCACUGCAGCUUGCCAUAUCCAGACAGAUACCAGAAGCUUUGGGUUAUGUUCGUCAGGCUCUGCAGCUACAAGGGGAUGAUGCCAACUCUCUUCAUCUCCUUGCACUUUUGCUAUCAGCCCAGAAACACUACCAUGAUGCUUUGAACAUCAUUGAUAUGGCCCUGAGUGAAUACCCAGAAAAUUUUAUACUACUGUUCACAAAAGUCAAACUGGAAUCCCUGUGCAGAGGCCCAGAUGAAGCACUCCUUACCUGUAAACACAUGCUCCAAAUUUGGAAAUCCUGCUAUAAUCUCACUAACCCAAGUGAUUCUGGACGUGGGAGCAGCCUGUUAGACAGAGCUAUUGCCGAUAGACGACAGCUUAAUACAAUUACAUUACCAGAUUUCAGUGAUCCUGAAACAGGUUCGAUCCAUGCGACUUCAAUAGCAGCUUCCAGAGUGGAGCAGGCGCUGUCUGAAGUUGCUUCAUCUCUGCAAAGCAGUGCCCCUAAACAAGGUCCCCUGCAUCCUUGGAUGACGCUAGCUCAAAUAUGGCUUCAUGCAGCUGAAGUCUACAUAGGAAUUGGGAAGCCUGCUGAGGCCACUGCAUGCACCCAGGAAGCAGCUAAUCUCUUCCCAGUGUCUCACUAUGUGCUUUACAUGAGAGGUCAGGUGGCUGAACUUCGUGGAAAUAUUGAUGAAGCCAAACGCUGGUAUGAAGAGGCCUUAUCUAUUAGUCCUACUCAUGUGAAAAGCAUGCAGCGGCUGGCACUGAUACUUCACCAGCUUGGGCGCUACAGCUUGGCCGAGAAGAUUCUCAGAGAUGCUGUGCAGGUGAACUCCACGGCCCACGAGGUCUGGAACGGCCUGGGUGAGGUGCUGCAGGCUCAAGGCAAUGAUGAUGCUGCUACUGAGUGCUUCCUGACAGCACUGGAGCUUGAAGCCAGCAGUCCUGUUGUCCCUUUUACAAUCAUCCCGAGAGUUCUUUGAGAGGAUACCUUGGCCAGCUUAUUUUGGUCUGACUUCUGGGUGUGAAAACCCAGUGUUUCAGGCUGCCUGGUAACUGAUUGUUUUGAAAAUCCUUAGAGCAGCAGGUAACAAACUCAUCUUCUGUGGGAAAGUGGCCAAAACAGUGUCAUGAUGCAUUCUGUUGUUGAACUGAGAGGACAGAAUGGCUAACCAGAGCCAAAUCAGUCAUAUCGCCAAUGUUUUUACCCUGGUAGUUUUGAAAGUUCAUUAUAUUGUUCCUGAAAGAUGUGCCAUACUUUGUUAGUGAUACUUGAGUGUUACAUAAAAUUAUAAUGGAAUCAACUACCAAACGUAGAAUAAUAUAUCCAAGUUAAAAUUCAGUGGCAGAGCAGACUAUUUUUAACAAGGCUGUUAUGAAAACUGUUUUCUUCCUGCCUCUCAACCUCUUUUGGCCCAAAGUCAAAAUGCGAAUUUUCUGUUUCCAUCUCUAUUUUAGUCCAGGCCAGAGAAUCAGUUGAGUUCUUGUUUUUAGUUGUUAAUAACUGUGAUGUGUGGCUAACUGUUCUCUCUAUUUAGAGCAAAGGCUGAGUACAAGAAUAUUUAUAUUUUACCAAUGUAUGCCUGUUACAAAAAAUAUAUUAGUUAUUUAAGUUUAACUUUUUUAUGUGAAUUCAGAGUUUAUUUAUCAAUGGAAAUAUGUAAAAAGAACCUCAAAUGGAGUAUUUACCGACAUUCCUUAUUCAUGACCCACACUUGGCUAAAUGGGAAGAUUAUGUUAAUAAUAAAAUGAUUUUU
Centrocercus urophasianus (Greater sage-grouse) is the source of this 3336-nucleotide messenger RNA. It is a transcript of the gene TTC7B, whose product is annotated as tetratricopeptide repeat domain 7B. The transcript has 20 exons. Gene Ontology annotation, biological process: phosphatidylinositol phosphate biosynthetic process; protein localization to plasma membrane. Gene Ontology annotation, cellular component: plasma membrane. Bases 31 to 2562 code for a protein of 843 amino acids. Gene Ontology annotation, molecular function: protein binding. Lineage: Eukaryota; Metazoa; Chordata; Aves; Galliformes; Phasianidae. The record is from RefSeq and is a predicted model, not a curated record.